UAAAACAUAUUUUUUUGCUGAUGUAAUUAAACAAAAUUUGUCUACAAAGGGUCUUUACAUAUGUAGUCAUUUACAGAGGGUUCUGUUCCCUUUAGUAAAGAACUCUCUGAUUCAAAUGAAAAAGAAAAGAUGAGUUCUUGGCAUAAGCUCUGUCCUUUGUCUUAUUCUGAAGGAUACCCUUUGCCUUUUUUAAUAAGGGCACAAAGCUGAGAAAAACUGGUUGAAAGUAAUUUAACUGAGACUUCAUUGAGAACUCGGUGGGGGAGGACUGCUGGAUGGGUGGAGAGAAAGAAGACGGGGGGUGGUGGCAAGGUCCCAAACCAUUUCCAUACACGUACUUAUGAGAACCAUACGGCACACUCUGAGAAAAAGAGGGACUGUUACACCUCCCCCAGUUUUCCAGCACACACACAUAGACUUGAACACACAUCCACACAUACACACACAUAGCCCUCCCCCAUCCCCUAUCCCUGCUUCUUCUGAAAACAUACAAUUCUUUUCUCUUUUCUUUUUUUUUUUUUUGCAACUCUUCCCAUCGCUCAUUCCCCCCACCUAACCCCACUACUCCUCCUCCUUUUUGGAAAAUCAGGGGAGAGACUGCAACUCAAAUCCAGGCACCAAACUUCUACCAGACAGGCAAGAGUGAAGAAGAAGGCAGAGUCAAUUCAGAGAAAGUAGUGAAAGAUUUUUUCUUUUUUCUUUAGAUGAAGUGGGAGUCUGCAAACUUGUGGGACAGCUUUUGAAUUUAUCGUCCAUUCCCUGCUAGACGUAGUGAAAGAAGUGGAGGCUGUAGAGAAGAAGAAAAGAAACAGAGAGAGGGGCAAAGAGAGAGAGAGAGACAGUCGCAAGAAGAAUGGGCUCUCCUGUGCUCUCUGGUGCUACCCUACUCUCUGUCCUGCUGUAUCUCUUCAGCGUCUCGAGCCAGGAGUUGAGGGACCGAGAUGCGCUGUGCACUAAGGACAGCUGCCUGGUGUUUUACAGGGAACGCAAGAUCUUCCUGGAUGCCUGGCGCUUCUGCAAGCACCAGGGCGGCAAUCUGGUCUCCGUCAAGAGCCAGGAGGAGGCGAACCUCUUGGUCACUCUCUUCUCGAAUAUGGAGCUGCGGGAGGACCAGCGUGUCCGUGCGUGGAUUGGUUUGCAGAGGCAGCCUCGCAAAUGCAACCCCAGCCGUCCAAUGCGGGGAUUCUCUUGGAUCACGGGGGAGCAGGACACUCAGUACACCAACUGGGAGCAAGAGGACUCCCCAAGCACCUGUUCAGUUCCUCGCUGUGUGAGCGUAAGUUAUAGUCCCGCUCCGCUAGAACAUUCCAACAACUUGAAGUGGAGGGACGGACCUUGUUCGAUUCCUGUGGACGGCUAUUUGUGCAAGUAUGCUUUCCCAGGUAUGUGCCAAGGAAUUCGGAGUGAGGGAGGUGGAAAUACAUUGUAUACUACCCCAUUUGACUUGGUCACUUCCUUCUUGACCCACAUCCCAUUUGGGUCCAUAGCAACUGUGCCCUGUCCUACCAAGGAUGACCAGGCAGUGCUGUGUACUCGCAGAGAGGAUAACACUGUGGGCUGGAACAGAGAUCCACCUUUCUGUUCCGAUGAGCCCGUGACAAGCUGGUGCCACGAGGACAAAGGUGGAUGCCACCAUCAAUGUGUAGAAGAUGGAGAACAUUACUACUGUAGUUGCAACGAAGGCUUUGUCCUGGCUCAAGACGCAGUGUCUUGCGUUCAAAUCGAUCCCUGCCAGGGAUCUCCCUGUGAGUUUGAGUGCCUGGCAGUGAUGGACAGUUAUCGCUGCGCCUGCCCUGAAGGCUACAUGUUGGCGCCAGAUGAACGGGGCUGUCUCGAUGUGAAUGAAUGCCUCCAGAGCCCGUGUGAACACAUCUGCAUUAACGCACCAGGGACAUUCGAGUGCAGUUGUCAUGAAGGCUAUCAAGCAGACGAAGAAGGCAAUUGUAAGGAUGUAGAUGAGUGUGUCGACUCCCCAUGUGAACAGGGCUGUGAAAACAUAUUGGGCUCUUACAUUUGUUACUGCCAAUUUGGAUUCUCCCUUCUACCAGAGGACCCAAGCCGCUGCCAGGAUGUUGAUGAGUGUCAGAUUGAAGGAACUUGUGAGCAAAUGUGCAUCAAUUACAAUGGGGGAUUUGAUUGCUACUGUAAGGAGGGCUAUUCACUCAGUGGGAAACGCAAUUCUUGUGUACGUAUUGGCGAGGACCCGCAGUCUCCCACAGUAACUGCCUCCUACCCUUGGAUGACAGAUCUUCCUGACUCUAUGUAUGAACCCCAAGGCACAGGAUACCCCUGGUCACAGGACCCUGACUCUGACUAUGACACUGAGACAGAGCCAGAGUCUCUGGAUUGGCUCACAGAGCCUCCUAAUAUGGAAACAGUUCCAACUGGUUUGUGGCUGGUGAGUAAUGCUCAACAGGAAGAGUCUGAAAUGACCCCUUCAACCGAAAGCCUCCCUUGGGUAAUUAAUGUGGAACGGGAAGACUUCUUACCAUCCACAACUUCACCUCCUCUGCCUGACUAUGAAGAUGAGAGUACCACUGCGUCUAUAGCGCCCCCUACCAUUACCACUACCACCACUGCAGGUGGUGCUUGGAACGGAAUGUGGUUCAGUCCUACUCCUACAGAAGAGAAAGAGCAAGACGAGGAUGUAACUACACAGCAACCUGCCAUCAUCCAAAGAGAAUAUGAAUCUUAUGACAGCCAUACUGAUAUGGACAACUAUGAUUAUGAAUCAACCACAUCUGAACCAGAAUUUUUAUCCUUUUUCCCGACAGUUCCAUCAACUCAGGGAACAUCUAGAGAGGAAAUUCUUGAAGAUGACAGCAACAGUAAUCCUUCCGUAAUCCAAAGCGAAUAUGAAUCGACCACGUAUAAAACUCGUGAGGAGGGCAGCAACAGUGAGAAGGCUGAGGGUAGCAGCUGGCUGCUAAUCGGAUUGUUGGUGCCUCUCUGUAUCUUCAUUGUGGUGAUGAUAGUGUUGGGUGUUAUCUACUUUACCCGAUGUACUGCGAAGCCACAGAACAAGAAUGCUACUGACUGUUACCACUGGAUUGCCGGUGCUGGUGACAAAGCAGCUGCGGAUAUGGCAGGUGGUGGCACAACUAAGGUGUAGUCCAAGUUCGCCAGGGCAUUGAGGGAAGUUCUGAACUUUCAUAGCAGAGGGUGGGGCAGGGGAAUUCGAUGAAGCGCUGUCUUGUACCAUUCCAGUCCUCAAUGUUCUUUCUUUUGAGGAUAUUUGAGGAUAUUUUAAAUGUCCUAAUGAAGUGUGGGAGGGGACAGGGAGGAAUUGGAAAACCACUAGCACUAUUUCUCUGCUGUACAAUGAGAGACAAUAAUAGACAAUAAGUCCUAUUCUUCUAUCGCUCACCCUGAUCACACUGCCAGUGAAUGAAAUGGUUGCUUGAUCACUUCAAUGUAGCAACUACAAAGAUGUCAAUGAGAUUGUCAAUGAAAAAGAAAGGACACUUUAGACUUUAUAUAUAUAUAUGUAUAUAUAUAUAUAUAUAUAUAUAUGUAUUUAUUUAUGGUUUUGAAGGAACAUUCCAUGAGAGUGGUGUUUUCUUCUUAAGGCCAUACAGGGAAGCUUAAACUCCAAAGAUAUAAAGUCAUUUUUCUUUGCAUUUCAAAGCAUUUCUCUGUUGAUUUUGUAAAUAUUGAACCUUGUCGCCUUUGUUUCCAUUCUCUGAGCCGUGAUGUCUUCUUGGUGGGUUCUGUUUUUUUCCCUCCUGCAUUAUUUGUUGGCUUCAUCCCAGACUUACUGCCAAUAAAUCUAUUCAGAAGGGGAACCCGAACUGUACUGGAUAGUUUUAAAGGCAUUUAAUCUCACGCUGCCUUUCAUAAAAUGGACAUAAACAAUGUGUCAAUGUUGUGAUUGUGACAAUGGACAUUGCUCCUCACUGUGGAUAAAUACUGCUAUCACGUAUUGCGUGUUGGCUAAUCCUCUGUUAGCAGAUGUGGUUUUAAUUUGCUUUACAUGCUGUAGCUUAUAUACACACACACCCACAUGUGCACAGGCAUAGAGCAGAGGCACAUGGAGUCAUAUUACACAAAAAUGACCUUGUUAUGGAUUCACACGGAACGUGAAAGACUCACAUAUGUGAAGGAAUGCAACUGUGGUGGAGUGUUGAUCAGUAACUCAUUUUUUUGUGUGUUUUCUUAAGAAUUCAUGCUUUUCACGCUAGUCUUGUACAUUGGUGUCAUUAUUCUAUAAAGAAAAACAUGCACAAGCUGUCUAAACCCAUAGUUUCAGACUUUCAAUGUCCAUACAUAACUAAGCAGAGCCAAAUAAUUACAACUGGGGUUAAAAUAAUAUUAAAAAAGACAUUCAGUCUUUGCUGAACCCGAUUUUACAGCUUAUAUAUUAAUUGCAGAUUUAUUCAACUUUGCUAAUAAUCUCAAGUUUUUUUUUCUGUAAACUUCAGCUUAAAAGCUUAAUUUCACAUCUUUUUUUUUUAUGAGUCACUAUCAGAAUACUGUGGUACUUGUGUACCUUUGGCCAACGAAAUGUUCCAAAAUGACUUAUGAUUCUAACUAUUUUGACUAAUAUAUUUUUUUUAAUUCAAGACUUAAGACUUCAUACUGUGAGCCCAGAUAAGUGGAAAUUACUUAAAAAAUAUUGAGGAAACCGGUUGCCUUAAUUUAAAAGUUAAGUAAUGGUAAAUAAAAACUUAAGUUAGCUUAGUUUAGAACAUCAAGUUAUUACAACUAAAGGGGAAGAUGGUUUAACUUUUUUAUUUUUGUAAUACUGUAAGACCAGACAAGUUGAGUUUAUUUAAUUUUUUUAAGGCAGCUGGUUUGCUCAAUUUUUUUAAGUAAUGGGGAAUGAAAACUUGAGUAAGCAUAAAAUACUGAUGGUGAGUGUCAGAAACUGUUGGACACACCCAGUAUGCAAAUAGAUUGUGACAGAAGCCAAUAGAAAAGAAGCUGCCAAAGGCAACAGACUAAACUCAGUUAUUAUAAGUUGGUUUUAUUCAAAGAUCUCAGUUUGAAUGUUUAUAUGUGCCCACAAAUGUUCAACUAACUCAAAGUAGUUGAGUUUUGUUUAGAAAUAUCCAAUUUUAUAUAAAACAGACUUAAAUCAUUUGAGUGCAAACAACAUAUGGGUUUACAGUGUGCAGACUUUUUUUUUACAUACAUAUUUCCUGCUUAAUCACUUUUUAUGUUUUACUUUUAAUUUCCUGUUAUGUAUGCAUCCACACUGUUAUGGCAAGGUACAUGACAGGGUUGAGAACGUUGGUGUUAAUUGGCAUUUACACUAAUUUAAUUUUUUUUUUUUUUUUUUUAACAUUUCAAAGUAAACACUGAUUUUAUUGUAUUAUUACUCCAUGGUUGACUUAUAGUUGCAGUCAUUUUGAAUUGUUCAUGUUUACCUUAUCAUGUUUCAAAGAUAUUUUGAAAAUUUCCAAAACGAUUUAAUUUACAGUGAAAUGAUAUCAUGGCAGGAUGCACAGGUUAAGCUUUACCCUUAUUCAAUAUGGAGACAACAUGAGUAAUAUUAAGGGAUUUUUUUCAGUUACUAAACAUGCACAUCCAAUUGUCUUCAGUUUCCUUGAAAAUAAAACAGUAUGACAUUUGUGACAUCA
Molecule: messenger RNA, 5582 nt
Organism: Astyanax mexicanus (Mexican tetra)
Lineage: Eukaryota; Metazoa; Chordata; Actinopteri; Characiformes; Acestrorhamphidae
Gene: cd248a
Product: CD248 molecule, endosialin a
Exons: 1
Coding region: 854-3112 (752 amino acids)
Molecular function (GO): calcium ion binding
Source: RefSeq, a predicted model, not a curated record